This is a messenger RNA of Pecten maximus, 5292 nucleotides long. RefSeq names its product kinesin-like protein KIF27. Gene Ontology annotation, biological process: microtubule-based movement; mitotic spindle organization. The record is from RefSeq and is a predicted model, not a curated record. Gene Ontology annotation, molecular function: microtubule motor activity; microtubule binding; ATP binding. NCBI's taxonomy places the organism in Eukaryota, Metazoa, Mollusca, Bivalvia, Pectinida, Pectinidae.
GCGGGGAAUGCUCAUCUUGCAAAAUGUUUCAGUGUUGUUUACAUCGGUUUCCCUGCUGAGGAGCUACCGAAAAAAAUGUUUUCCUGGGGGACCGACUAUCGGUGUAUAUCAUGUCUGAGUAUUGAAGAAUGAACAACAAACUGAUAAAAUUAGAGCCAGCUAUAUAACCAGUAUCUGCUGCCAUACAGCUACAGUGAUUUUAUACUAACUCUAGUACUACACUCCACCACAAUGGCAGAAGUCAAUGUCAGAGUAGCCGUGAGGGUACGCCCACUGCUACCAAAGGAGAAGAUUGCUGGAGAGGAGAUCUGUGUGAGGGUCUUACCCAAUACAAAACAGGUGGUUGUGGGCAAGGACAGAGCCUUUACAUUUGAUUAUGUUUUAUCCUCAAAGACAGCUCAGGAUGACGUUUACAAGUCUUGUGUUGAAUCCCUGGUGAAGAGCACCUUUGAUGGCUACAAUGCUACUGUGUUUGCCUACGGUCAGACGGGUUCUGGUAAGACAUUUACUAUUGGAGGAGGAAAUAUCUCCUGUGAAGAAGAAUAUGGGAUUAUACCUAGAGCUCUUAAGGAAAUAUUUGACACCAUAGAGGUAAAUAUAAAGAAGACCAAGAAGUUCCUGGUGAAGGUUUCUUAUAUAGAGAUUUACAAGGAGGAACUUCAGGACCUGCUGGACACAGAAACAUCCUACAAGGAUCUCCAUGUCCGUGAGGACGACAAAGGCAACACAGUGAUUAUUGGAGCCCGUGAAGUGGACUGUGAGUCGCUGGAUGACGUGAUGACUUUACUUGAGGCAGGGACAGCUGUCAGACAGACAGGGUCGACUCAGAUGAAUGAACAAUCAAGUCGCUCACAUUCCAUAUUUACUGUUGUUAUAGAACAAAAAUGGACAGAAGCUGAUGUUAUGGCCGGAAAGAGAAAACCUAGUGAGAGUUCUGAAGUUGUUGAUGAAGCCAUCAACCUACCACAAGAUAUUACCCACUGUAUGUCAGGUAAAUUCCAUUUUGUGGAUCUUGCGGGAUCUGAACGUGCUCACAGGACUGGCAAUGUUGGAGACAGAUUCAAAGAGUCUGUACAUAUCAACUCGGGACUGCUGGCCCUCGGCAAUGUGAUAAGUGCUCUGGGAGAUCCAAAGAAGAAAUCAAGUCACAUUCCAUACCGAGAAUCAAAAAUCACCCGGCUCCUCAAGGACUCCUUAGGGGGUAAUGCACAGACCCUGAUGGUGUGUUGUAUCAGUCCGGCCACAGCUAACUUUGAUGAAUCCCUUAAUGCCCUCAAGUAUGCCAAUAGGGCACGUAACAUCAAGAACAAGCCAAUCGUAAACAGAGACGUACAGGCACUGAGGUUUGAGGAGAUGCAGUGUGAAAUCAAGGCUCUACGUGAGGAACUUGUACGCCAGCGGACGUCCAUACUAAGUAAUGGCGGGGCGGGAGACAUGGUUAAUGCAGAGAGGGCGAUACAGGAUGCUGCUAACAUGAAGCACAUGGAAGAUCAAGUCAGCAGGCUACAGACAGAGUGUUCCCACUAUAAGAUGAUAGCCGACGAAGCAUACAAACAGUUACUGGAGAUCCAGGACCGUGACAUCUUGUCUCAGAGCCAAGAUUUCCGAUUGAAAGACUGGUUAGAUCUCAUGGAGGAGAUAAAAAAUAAAGUGCCAACCACAUUGACAAGAGAGGAAGUGGAAAACGAAACCAUCAGAGAUCUGCAGACACAGCUUUCUAAGUGUAAGGAAGACCUGAAGAGUGACGAGGAAAUCUUUGCUGAGAAGAGUAGAGACCAUAGUCAGAUGAUGGAUCGACUGGAGGAGUUUGAAACUGUCCUGGAGCAGCGCGACCAGGCACUGAUAGACGCAGAUGAACGGAUCAAACAGCAGCAGCAACAAUUACUGGAGCAGCAGAUGAAGAUAGAGGAACUCCAACGUGCUCUAAAGACAGAGGAUACCUUCCUCAGUGAGAGCAGUAUAUUGGACGAUGAUGCAGUGUCAGCCAGUGCUCCGCCUGCUCCCUUGUCCAGUCGACGGCCAAAGUCGGUCCCCGCCCACGUGCAUCGGCGACCAGAUACAACCAACUCAGGUCUCAGACCUCCAUCUAGAAACAUCAAGACAAGUCCUGCCUUGUUCACACUUGAGCGAGUAAUGAAGAGUUUCCGGGCACGGAGUCAAUUGUUGGUGAGCCGACUGGAGGAUAGUGAUGAGGUCUUACACCCAGACUUCGGCGAGGAGCAAGAGAAAGAUAACCCAAGAACAGCCUCUGUGGCUGGGUCACGGCUCACCAGGAGGGGGACAUUCAAGGUGGGAAAGCAGAAGAAAACCGAGGAAAACAAGGAAAACAAUGCCAGCAGUGUCAACAUUCCUGAGAUCAGAUUCAGCAGACCAGAUUCUGCAAGGUCGAGUUUGUCUUCAUCGGCUGGGGACCUGGAUUUUCUCAAACAGAGCGAGGAUUUAAGGAAAAGUACAAACACUCAGCGCCAGAUCAAGGAGUCACAGUUGAAGAUGAUCGAGUCCCAGCAAAAAAUGAGGGAUCUCUCCAUCAACAUUAAGAUGAAGGAACAGCUGAUAAGAGAACUCGUGAAGACAGGAAAGGACUCUGAGAGCAUGAAUAAACAAUAUGCUGAAAAAAUUAGAGCUUUAGAAAAGGAAAAGGAAAAAGUGAAAAGUGACCUAGCAGAAACCCAGAAAGUUCUGUCAGAUAUUGAGGUCAAAGGUCAACAGGAAUCCUCAGAAAAACAAAGAUUACAGUCUGAAUACAGGAAGAAAAUAGAAAGUGCUAAAGCUAGAAUAACAACACUCCACAAACGACAGAAAGACACGGAGAAAAUCGCCAACUUUACAUUGCAGAAUGAUAAAAAGAUCCAGGACCUGGAGCUGAAUGUAGACAGAAUGAAACAGCAACAAGAAACUUUGAAUAAACGUCUGAAGGAGGAAACAGAAAGGAAGAGCAAAUUGGAGAGAGAUAUGCAGAAAGAAGUUCAUAGAGUGAAAGAAUUGCAGUUAAAGAAUGAGCAACAACAAAAAAUUCUAAAACGUAAAAAUGAAGAGAUAGCAGCUGCUCAGAGAAAGUUGAGAAGUGGCUCCCUUCCUCCCAUCAAUAUUGAAGACCAUGACAAGAUUGAGGAACAGAAGCGAUGGCUUGAUAAUGAGGUGGAGAAGGUUGUGGAACAGAGACGUCAGAUGGAGGUUCUACAGGAGGAGCUGAAGAAAAGGGAGGCCAUCAUUAGCAAGAAGGAGUAUAUGCUGGCUGAGAAAAGUGAAUUGGAGAUGAAAAGAUUACGAUCCAGUCAAGUUAUCAACAAGAAUAUCCUAACUGUGUCAACGAAACUGAAUUCUGUGGACAAAAAAUUAGAGGAAAAAAGUAAGGAACUGGCACAAACUCCGGAGGAACAUCAGGCACAAGUCAAGGACGAGAUCCAGACAUUGUCCGACAGUCGGGAGAAACUCAACAAACAGCGGCUUGUACUGGAGAAAAAACUCCAGGAUGGUCGGAUUUUGUCAGGUCCUGAGGAGAGAAGAAUGAUCGAGCUGGAUGAGGCAAUCGAUGCCUUGGAUGCUGCCAUAGAUUAUAAAAAUGAGAAUAUCAACAGUCGACAACUGGAGAUCCGACAUUCACAGAUGUUAUCACAGAGUGAAGACAAUAUGAUAAAUCGUCUGAACUCCCUGUCAACAACCGAGACAAGGACUCUUCUGUCACGCUACUUUGACAAGGUCAUCUCACUGAGGGAAACAGAACGCAAAAUAAACCUUCACAACAGCGAACAGGAAGUGAAGAUAGACGAACAGGAGAGACUGAUCCGUGAGUUGGAGUCUUCCCUACAGAGGUCACAGGUAGAUAUCGAUCGACGACUGACCAAACAACAGAAGGAAUACGAACAGAAGAUACAGUUACUGAUGAGGCAGAUCACAGAGAUGGGCGGGUCAGGCAGUGGACAUCAGUCUGAUAACUUAGAAGCAAAGUAUCAACAGCUGGAGAAGGAACUAUACUAUUACAAGAAAACCAGUCGAGAUCUGAAGAGGAAGUUACGAGAAAUUCAUGCAUCAGGUGCUCUAGGAGAUGAUCACAUGAGUUUGCACGGUUCCGUCCAGAGUUCCAUGGGAGAUAUAGAUUCACAAGUCAACCAUAGUCAGUCACAUCACAGAAACACAGACAAUGGAAGCCAUUCCCAUCAAGGUGAGAAGUCUAGUUCACGUCCAAAUUCUGCUCGAUCAGCUUCACACAUUCCUGCCAAUGCUACCCCUGUCAAAAUAUCCAGAAAGGACCUGCGUCUGAUGUCAGAAACAGAAGUCAAACUACGGAGGUCCAACCUUAGCCAUAGCGGCAGUUCUCAGCAACUUAGAGACUCGCUUGAUUCCAAUGCUGAUAAUAAUCCAUGGAGUUGAGGCAUAUAAUGUCCAGAAAUUACUCCUAAGAAGGAAAUAUCAUUCCAGGAGAAUCCUGCUCCAAUCAAGAGGGACUUUUUAGGAAGAUUGAAGCCAUUGUGUUCAAUAUCCACUGGUACUGCCCAUCCAAUGUGUGGUAGAAUUAAAUAUGGAGCUACUUUUUUCCAACAAAUUGAGCUAGUGCUAAUAUAAAGUGCAAAAUUGACAGUGGCACUACCACUUAUGGCAAAAGUGGAAGUGACACAUCUAUAAUGAUUUAAGGCACAACUGGGAAUAUCACUGAUAGAGGUUGUGUUGCUAUAACUGUAUUAGAUAGGGUAUAUUGGGAUGAUACAGGAACACACAAUGAAACUUUAGUCAAAGAUGUUGUCUUUAGGCAGAAUUUGAUAGUUUUUCUAUGAAAAAUGUCUGUAAAAGUUGCUGUUAGUGACAGUAUAUUUUGAUAAAGGUCAUGACACAAUGUUGUUCCGUAGAACCAUAGACAAUUUCUGUACAGGAUUUUGUAAUACUGCCAUCUGUCUGCAUUGCCUGGAUAUUAAUAUCAUAUGUGAACAUGGAAAAACAAUUACACCUAUCUUAUAACACUCAAGUUGAUAUAUUACAUUGUUUCCAAACUCUGUCAAACGUCAUUACUGAUCAACAUCCUGUAGUCCAUUCUGACUGUUUAACGGCUUAAGUAGAACUAAUGAAAACCGAUUAAACUUCAAAUACAAGGGCUGAUUGAUAUGUUGUGAGUCUCAUUUUCUGCGUCACUUAAGUUUAAUAUUUUCCUGUAACUGCUUCAGGAGUGAAACAUAGUAUGUGCUAUUGAUCGUUUGUUCCUUUUGGAGAUAAUCUAUCUGCAGAAUACUAUCUGCAUCCCAGAAAACAGAGGCCAUAAUCUUCCAAGCUGAUGGAACAGUCUUUGCCUUCUUUGGCGGG